Molecule: messenger RNA, 2177 nt
Organism: Archocentrus centrarchus (flier cichlid)
Lineage: Eukaryota; Metazoa; Chordata; Actinopteri; Cichliformes; Cichlidae
Gene: lbh
Product: LBH regulator of WNT signaling pathway
Exons: 3
Coding region: 161-523 (120 amino acids)
Biological process (GO): positive regulation of DNA-templated transcription
Cellular component (GO): nucleus
Source: RefSeq, a predicted model, not a curated record
AAUUUGAAGGGCAGGCUUUGAGACUCGCUGCACAGUGACUUUCGCUUUGCGUGAGCAUCCCGUUUUGGUUUUGUGAAGACAAAGAGAAAAAAAAAAAUUAGAGAGAAGUCAGCGGCAGUAAUUAGAUCCCCUCAGCAGAAGUGACGGCAGGUGUGAAUUCAUGUCUGUAUUUUCACUGCGGAUAUACUGCCCAGUACUUGUGCCCAGCCGAGAUAUGACUGAGGUGAUGAUCAACAGCACCCCCAUGGAGGACAUGAGGCUCAGUCCCAGCAAGGACAGACUCUCCUUCCAGAUAUUCCCAGACCCCUCAGAUUUUGACCGUUGCUGUAAGCUCAAAGAUCGCCUCCCAUCCAUUGUGGUUGAGCCAACAGAAGGAGAAGUUGAGAGCGGAGAGCUUCGCUGGCCUCCAGAGGAGUUUCUGGUUAGUGAGGAGGAGGAAGAAGAAGAAGAAGAGGAAGAAGAGGAAGAAGAACAGAAUAGCAACAUUCAAAAUGGACUGCCAGCACAGAACUCGCAGCACUAGAGGCUGUGUUACAGCACCCAUACACUCUUCCUUCUUUCUGAUGGACUUUCCGGUUUCAUACACUGGUUAUGCUUCACCUCAGCACUCUAGCUCACUCAACUGACACCAUCUCAUUUCCUCCGACACCAAAAAAAAUUUUUUAAAUGAAAUCACUCCCACAAGAGAAGCAAUAUGCACACAUACACACACUUUUAUGACACAGUAACUUAUCCUCCUGGACUGCAAAUCCACCAAGAACAGGCUUGAAAAGAUCAGCACACCUCUAAUCUUCACCUACUUCUUACCACCAUGUGUGUCUCGGCCCAAACCGGAUGUCCUGUUGGACAGCGGCAGCUCAGUGCUUCAUGGACAGGUCUAAUACUGCAGGAGGCUACUACUGCUCUGUACUUAACUUCAAAAUGGCUGGCGUCAUGACCCCAGAAGCUUCCUCCUUGUAUACAGAACUAUUGUGGUACACGUGGGAAUUAUUGUACAGUACACUGUCCAUGUGUUCAGAAUCUGGUUUGCUAUGUUGUUGUUAUUGUGAUUGCCACUGCUGUCUGUAGAGUUGUCUGUUCCAGAGGUUGAAAUUUUGUGACUUGUCUUUCGGAUGAGUUUUGUGCAAAAUGUUGGGAAUUUUUAUUAUUUUAUUUUUUUGUCCUUCACUAUGUCAGGCACUCAAAUUAAAAAGGAAAAAUAAUAGACGUGAUCUAAAAAUGAAAAUGGUGAAAGCUGGUAUGCAUGAUAAAUAUAUGUGGGUUGAAUUAAUUUUACCUGUUACGCACCAAAGUCAAGUUAUGCUAUGAUCCCCUUGUGACAUUGGCCUCCUUGAAGCCUUAUGAUGGACAGCGCUUGGAUUACUCAGCAAAAUCAUAUGACUCUGAGAACAAAAUGUGCCGCAAACAGGCCGCUGAGAAAAGCUGAGUAAGGAUGGAAAAUGCUAACUUUUGGAAAGCACUUGAUAAAGCAGUGUACAGACUCAAUGAAGGAUAUGUAAAUACUUGUUUCUAGCAAGCCAUCCCCCAAGGCCUUCUAGUGGACUGAUCGUGUUUUUCUUGAUUUUUUUUUUUUUCUUUUUUUUUUUUUCUUUGUCUUUCUAAAAGGUAAAAAAAAAAAAAGUCACUGAACUAUACACAUUUGACUGUCUUUCCAAGUCUUCCUGUUCUUUUUGAAAACAGCCAUACUUUGAAGCAACACCAUGAAGUACAGGUUGUAGAGAAUUCACACUGUGGGACGCAGUUUGCAGAUAUAUAGGCAAUACCUGAAGAAAUGAUCUUUAUUUGCAGAAAAAACUUCUGAUAUUAGUCAAAAGCUGUUAAUGGGGAAUUCAUAUUGGUUCUCUGGUAGUAAUGUCUGUCAAUUUAUUUGCAAACAGUGGGGGGGUUUUUUUCUUCUUUUUUUCUCCACUCAGUCAUCAUGACUUACUAUUUGUGGUGUAAAUUUCUAACUGUUGUAGAAGCAUGGCUGAGAUAUGUCUAUUUGUAAUAUCUCAUUUGUGUGGCAUUAGGGCUGUGUACAGAGUAUCUCUCUCCUGCAGAUCCCACGUUGUUUUUGUAAAGCUCAGGGAGAUAAGCCGCCAUCUUUCUAUUUUUUUUUCCUGUUAUUUUUGUAUUUAGACCACUCUUCUCAGUGAUGAUUAUAAAGGCUGUAAAUAAACAUUUGAAUUUGCUAUCCA